Symbiodinium pilosum is the source of this 969-nucleotide messenger RNA. The record is from the annotation of a GenBank genome assembly. Lineage: Eukaryota; Dinophyceae; Suessiales; Symbiodiniaceae.
AUGUCCACGGACUCGUCAAUUCGCCGUGGCCCCAAGUAUACAAAGACGGAGUCGUUGAUGGGCUCGGACUUCUUCAGCCACUUCGAUUUCUACACGGGCCCCGACCCGACGCACGGCACAGUGCAGUUUAUUGACGAGAACACGGCCUGGAAUGACAAACUCAUUUCCGUCUCCGGGACACGCGUCGUCAUGCGAUCCGACAACACCACUGUGGUGCCUAAAGGCGAGGGCAGAAAAGCCUUGAGGAUCGAAUCCAAGCAAAGAUACAACAGCGGCCUUUUUGUCUUGCAGAUGGACCAUGUGCCGACUGCUUGUGGUGCUUGGCCGGCCUUCUGGAUGUUCGGAGAUGAUGCGCAACAUGCGUGGCCUCGAUGGGGCGAAUUCGACAUCUGGGAGACCAUCCACAUGCUGAACUAUGCAACCACGACCCUCCACACGAGGGAAAAUUGCGAUCAGCGAGCCGUCAAUGAAGGCAUCGAUUUUCAAGGUCAAGGAUGGGCUUUCGGCACUGAGCAGAACAAGGCCAAGAAUUGCUGGGUCCACGCAGAUGCAGAGUAUGACAAUCAGGGAUGUGGACAGAAGCUCCAAGAUGGAUCUGCAGGUCCAAAGUUCAACACGCAGGGAGGUGGCACCUUCAUCGCUGAAUGGGAUCCCGUGGUGAACAAGCGCCUUCGCACUUGGUUCUUCCCGGUGGGCCAGGAGCCGGAGCUCGGCGACAACCCGAACCCAGAUCUCUUCGGCAUGCCAAACUCCUUCUUCACGCUGCACGAGAAGUGGUGCACUGCUGGUCACUUCCACAACAUGCGGAUGGUGUUCGACGUCACCUUUUGCGGUGACUAUGCCGGCGGCACCUUCAAAUCGAACUGCCCUGAAGUUCAGAUGACCUGCGAGGAGUAUGUUCGGUCCAAGCCAAGCGCGUUUGGCGAGACUUUCUGGAGCAUCCGGCGACUGGCUGCAUGGUCGCAUUAA